Messenger RNA from Poeciliopsis prolifica (blackstripe livebearer), 1237 nucleotides. RefSeq names its product chemerin-like receptor 1. Bases 78 to 1076 code for a protein of 332 amino acids. Gene Ontology annotation, molecular function: G protein-coupled receptor activity; complement receptor activity. NCBI's taxonomy places the organism in Eukaryota, Metazoa, Chordata, Actinopteri, Cyprinodontiformes, Poeciliidae. The record is from RefSeq and is a predicted model, not a curated record. Gene Ontology annotation, cellular component: plasma membrane. Gene Ontology annotation, biological process: chemotaxis; positive regulation of macrophage chemotaxis; complement receptor mediated signaling pathway. The transcript has 2 exons.
GUCAUAUUUAGCACAGAGAACUACGGAAGGGAGAUGUUAAGGUCUGUUUUUACAUCCACACAAGAAGAAAACUCACAAUGGAAUUGGAUUACGUUGAAUACGAUGAUUACACUCCAAACAAUGAAACUAAAAACGUCCUACAACCAUCAGACGGCUCUCAAGUCUCCCUGACUCUUGUUCUUGCAGUGGUCAACAUCUUCAUAUCAUUUCUUGGUCUGAUAGGGAACGCUGUAGUGGUAUGGAUCUGUGGGUGUAAAAUGAAAAGAACGGUCAUCACCACCUGGUACAUCAGCCUGGCUCUUUCGGACUUGUUUUUUUGUAUCUUUUUGCCCUUUGAAGUUUUUUACGUUCUGACCUCAAACUGGCCUUUUGGCCAGGUUUUGUGCAAGUUCACCUCCUCUGCUUUGUUUCUCAACAUGUACAGUAGUGUGUUCCUCUUGGUCUUAAUCAGCGCUGACCGUUGUGUCCUUGUUUUGUUUCCUGUGUGGGCGAACAACCACCGAACGGUGCACAAAGCGUACGGAGCAGUCACCGUGAUGUGGCUUCUCGCUGGACUCCUAACACUUCCUUCAGCAAUUUUUAGAACCACCGUAGUCCUAGAAUCAGUCACCAAGUGCCAGUUGAAAUACAGCUCCAACAUCAGCCAUGAGGCUGUGGUACUGGGUCGGUUCUUAUGUGGAUUUCUUGUUCCUUUCUUGAUUAUUGUGUUCAGCUGCGCGGUGAUCUGUGUGAAGGUGAGUGGCUCAACCAUUCGAUCGAAGAGGCCUUAUAAAAUCAUGGUGGCACUCAUCUUGUCGUUUUUCUUCUGCUGGGUGCCCUACCAUACCUUUCUUCUCAUGGAAAUGAACUUUAACAAGCACCGGGUAGAUGUGCUUGUGGCUGGACUAAAAGUGGGGGCCACCCUGGCAGCAGCUAACGCCUUCAUCUCCCCCAUCCUCUACGUGUUCAUCGGCAAUGACUUCAAGCGAACUCUGAAGCGCUCUAUGACGUCAAGGUUUGAGGAUAUCCGCACGACUGGAUUCAAUCACUCAAGAUCCAAAUCAAUGGAAAUAAUUGCAACUCACACUAUUUCCUGAAAAAACAUUGUAUUUUGAUUUUCUUUAAGGUGAUUUAGCUGUAAAAAGCACAAAACUUAUAUUUUGUACUUAAACUAUUUGACAGCUUUUAAUAAUUUUUGCUAUCCUUUGUAACUGAAACAUAUGCUGUGGUUGUAACUAAAUGAAUUAUCCACAAUAAA